This is a messenger RNA of Penaeus monodon (black tiger shrimp), 579 nucleotides long. RefSeq names its product adenylate cyclase type 3-like. Gene Ontology annotation, biological process: intracellular signal transduction; adenylate cyclase-activating G protein-coupled receptor signaling pathway; cAMP biosynthetic process. The record is from RefSeq and is a predicted model, not a curated record. The transcript is spliced from 5 exons. Gene Ontology annotation, molecular function: adenylate cyclase activity. Lineage: Eukaryota; Metazoa; Arthropoda; Malacostraca; Decapoda; Penaeidae. Bases 1 to 579 code for a protein of 192 amino acids.
AUGACUAAGUCCGUCUCGUCUCCUUCCCGCAGCAUCCUGUUCGCGGACAUCGUGGGAUUCACCGCGAUCUCGUCCACCUACACAGCCUCCGAGCUCGUCAAGAUGCUCAACGAACUCUUCGCUCGCUUCGACGGCCUGGCUGAGAAGUACCACCAGCUGCGUAUCAAGAUCCUGGGUGACUGCUACUACUGCGUGUCAGGGGCGCCGAGGGAGCGCAGCGACCACGCCGUCAAUUGCGUCCACAUGGGCCUCUCCAUGAUCGACGCCAUCAAGUACGUUCGCGAGACGACGGGCUGCACGGUGGACAUGCGAGUGGGCAUCCACACGGGCGCCGUGCUGGCGGGCGUGUUGGGGCAGCGCCAGUGGCAAUUCGACGUGUAUAGCAAGGACGUGGUGCUCGCCAACAAAAUGGAGAGCAGCGGCAAGCCAGGCAGCAUAUUUCCGGGGGUCAAAAUUCUGAACUCCCGGUACCAUGUCAGCAUGCAGUUAGAUUUCAUCGACGGGGAUCCUAUCCCCAAAAGCCCUGAAAAAAAUUGGUGUAUUCAGACAGAGAACCAAGUUGAGAGCUUCUAUUUGUAG